GUGCCGGGCGGUGUGCGGGGCAUUGUGGGAGUUGUAGGCGGCGCGGCGCGGGCCUGGCUGGAGGCGCUGUAAAUCCUGGAUCCUCCGUUCCCAUGGCUGGGUGCCGAGGAGCUGCCUGAUGGUUCCCAGGCCGUGCUGAGGCUGCUCUGCCAGGACAAGACAUGGGGAAAAGGUACUUCUGUGACUACUGUGACAGGUCCUUUCAGGACAACCUGCACAACAGGAAGAAACACCUCAAUGGAGUGCAGCACCUCCGGGCUAAGAGAGCCUGGUACGACUUAUUCCGAGAUGCCGCCGCCAUCCUGCAGGAGGAGCAAACCAAGAAACCUUGUCGGAAGUUCCUGCAGACAGGACAGUGUGAUUUUGGGUCCAACUGCAGAUUUUCCCACAUGACAGAGCAGGACCUGGAGAAGCUCAGUGCUCAGGUUCAAGGGGAGAAGAGGCUGAGGGAGCUGCGGCAGGAGGGAGCAGAUAUCCCACCUGGCACCAUCGAGGACUGGCUGGAGAAGAGAGCCCAGAGACUGAGGGUGGCUCAGAGUAACAGUGCUCUUCCCGAGAAACCGGCGCCGUUCCAGUACCCCCCGGGCUGGCCCCCAGUGCAGGAGCUGCCCCCGUCCCUGCAGGCCCCCCCGCCUGGGGGGUGGCCAGUGCCCCCCACCCUGCAGUGGGGCUGAUGGGGGUGGAGUCCUGCCUCUGCCCUGGCAAAGGGAUGGAAUUAUGGAGUUAUUUAUCUGCACUUUUCUAUCAAUAAAGCCCUCCCCCCUCCCUCGCA
Myiozetetes cayanensis is the source of this 772-nucleotide messenger RNA. It is a transcript of the gene ZMAT5, whose product is annotated as zinc finger matrin-type 5. Lineage: Eukaryota; Metazoa; Chordata; Aves; Passeriformes; Tyrannidae. The coding region runs from base 162 to 674 and encodes 170 amino acids. The record is from RefSeq and is a predicted model, not a curated record. The transcript is spliced from 6 exons. Gene Ontology annotation, cellular component: U12-type spliceosomal complex. Gene Ontology annotation, molecular function: zinc ion binding.